ACCCGUGAUAAACACGCCAAAUCGUGGAAAAAAGACACGUGUUUGGUAUGUCCCAGUGUCAUUUUAACGCAAUUUUUUUCCAUUUAACUUUUGAAAAACUGUUGAAAGUGAAUUUUACGAGUAUCUUCAGUGCUGCGGAAUGAUUUUGUGCGGUGAAAAUUCGGCGGAAGUAGCGAAAAUCGACGAUCAAAUCGUAAAAACUGAAAUUACCGGACCAGGGCCUGGGAGCUAUGGCGGCCGACAGGGGUGAUAUUUUCGCCCCGUGAGGUUUUCCCGUUUCAAAGGAUUCAGAUGUCCCGGUGGAAAGCGAAACUGCCAAUCAUGGACUGUUCGCCGCUGCUGCUGCUAAUCGCCCUCUUCUUUGUUUUCCUGCCUUCAGCAAACUCGGCGCGACAGCUUGGCUCGUGCAAAUUCCCAAGCAGAUGGGAAGGCACUUGGUUUCAGUCCGGCGUGCGCCAGCCCAUCGUCAUCGAGGGCGACAGGGCCAGUUUCAAAGGCCGCUGUAUCGCGUCCGAGGGCGACAAGUUCCUCAUGGUUGACGACAAGGGCAUCUGCUUUCGAUGCGUCGUUAUCCACGAGAAGCACCACAAUGUACUACAGUACAAAGAGACAUACUGCCAUUCUAAAGAGGCGCUGCCGAAUUUGUGUUCGCUGAUCACGGGCGACGCCCUUCUGUACUCGAUGUUCCGCGUCGAGGCGAGUCCAGUUCAGUGUCCAUUCCGCGGGCCCUUCACCUUCUCGUACAACCGCGGGCACGGCGAGUGUCGAAGCCCGCCUUCCAGCGUCGACUCUUGCACCGAAGACUCGCGCCUGCUGCUGCGGUACCAGGCGUGUCCCGACGUCUCCGGCACCGAGUCCACUGUUGAGGAGUUGCAGUGUCUGGCGACGUGGAAGGAGGGCAGUUCGCGGUAUUUGGUCGGCUUAGUGCAUCACAGCCACGCGACAUCCAACGAAGACCGUUACAGGUGUUUUGUGUACGAAAAAGCCACAGAGCAGUCGCCGGACGAGACCGUCGACUACUGGGUGGCUCAGUCAGGUGAUGCCACUUGCAACGGCCUCUUCACGCCGAUGGAAGGAUCGCGCACCAUGAUCCUCAGAAAAGCUCCAUCGCCCAACAAAUGCAAGUUUCCGAACUGGAUCACCAUGUUUCCUCACUGGCACACGCUCGACUACAGACGCUCGUACCAAUUCCACCAUCGCAACACGACGCUGAAAAUCGCAAACGCGUCCGACGGCGGCGAGAUGCGCGUCGUUUGCAGCGAGGACCGCCACGUGACGGCCGAGGUCGCGCACAUCGUGACCCACGUCACCUCCGGCUGCCAAAGUGGAUACGUGUGCAUGAUGUUCUACAGGAGAGACGCUCACGUAAUUGAAUUACAAACAGGAUUGUUUUCGCGGAGACCCGAAGAAGCGUGCCACUCGCACCACUUUGACAAAAACACUCUGCCUUAUGUGACGCUAGUCACUUCAAGUCCCGAGUCUCGUGACUGUCCGUACUCCGGCCGCUUCAGCGUGCUGGGUUUGAGCCAGGAAGAACGACGGUCGAGCGCCAACAGCGCGGCGCAAACCUCCCAGGCCGUGGACAACGCGGCGUCCAUGAUUCCGGGCGGCUGCUCACCUGAGUUCACCAGCCUGCGCGUCGGCUGCACCAACGUGGAUACGAUGGAGUUCCGCUCCGAGUGCACACGGACGGACACAAUAUCAGCGUACUCGUGUCACGGCGGGUGGGAGGACAACGGGACACACUUUCUGAUCACGACGCCGUUGAGCCGGACGUCGCACGGCGCCCGACGCCUCUGCUUCAUUUACCGCGAGAGCGCCCUCGGCGUCCACUUCUCCAGCAGCGCCGUCUCCUGUCAAAGGGACAUCAGCCCAGGCGUCGGCGGCAUCUUGGCCUUCAACGUCACCAGUUCAGGCAAUUGUAUGGAGGAAAACAGCAGCGCUGGUAUUUCACCCUCAAGGGUCACACUUUCUUCGGCCUUUGUUCUUCUCAUCUCCUUGUCUGGAAUUUUCAACAGGUGACUCUAGGAUUUGCAUCGACAUCCUUUGUUGCUGUGAGUGACUAACGUUCUGAGCUAGAUGAAAAUAGUGAACAAGAGAGAGAGACUAACUAACUUACUGUUGACGAAGAAGGAGUUUCGAGGGAGCUGCUGUUGAAAAAUAGAGUGCUUGGAAUAUUUCUCGUGAUCUGUGAUAUCGUCCCGCGGACAUAAUUAUGAGUGCAGGAGAGGAACUAACUCGACCGCCGCUGAAUGUGCAGAGCAAAUUAAAAAAUUAGCAGAGGGGGCGGCAACUCGAAAUGGGAUAAACUAACUAAACAAUUGAGACAUUACACUGAAGACUGUGUUAUUAUAAUCAAUCAUUAUGGAAAAGCAAUAGAAAAACACGUGAGAGCGCAUGAGAAAAAAUCUGAAAAGUUGUUACUGUUCAAAAAAAAAGUACUGUUUGUCUCCUUUAAAAAAGUAUAUAUAUUAAAAAACGCCGCAAUUUCCGUUUAUACUCACACACAAACACACACCAGAAAAAUCAAAAGAAUCAUGACAAAAAAAAUAUAUGCUUUUUGGUAAUAAUCUGUACUAAAGAUAAGUCGGUGGAUGGAACAUUUAGACGAGGACAGAGAGAAUCCUUAAUUUGAUGUGGUGCCUUUUGGACUUUUGAUGCUGAUUGUUUAGUUACAAAUUGCAUAGAAGCAAAGGAGCUGCAUUUUUGAAAUUUUAUAAUUUUAUUUUUAAAUGCACAUCCUAUUCAAGAAGAGGCAAUAAUUUUUAUGGCUGACAGGCAAAAACAUAGGAGGGUAUUUAUUUAUUUUGAUUAAAUUAAAAAAAAAAAGUGAGUUUAUUGUAUUGAAAGGUGCACAUGCAGAUUCACCGCCUUCUAUAGACCUGGAAUUGGCCUACAAUCCUGUUAAAUGUACCAAAACUUCAUUCUCCAAAAUUCAAGUGAAAAACUGCAGAUUGGAUUUUGUGUCUCUCUUGGCUGUCGGUUUGAAUGCCUGUGCUACUGUAUGUAAAUAAAAAUGAACCUGAA
Neocloeon triangulifer is the source of this 3027-nucleotide messenger RNA. RefSeq lists its product as uncharacterized. The record is from RefSeq and is a predicted model, not a curated record. The coding region runs from base 292 to 2022 and encodes 576 amino acids. The transcript is spliced from 13 exons. Lineage: Eukaryota; Metazoa; Arthropoda; Insecta; Ephemeroptera; Baetidae.